This is a messenger RNA of Diospyros lotus (date-plum), 1290 nucleotides long. Its product is annotated as 2-alkenal reductase (NADP(+)-dependent)-like. The record is from RefSeq and is a predicted model, not a curated record. Lineage: Eukaryota; Viridiplantae; Streptophyta; Magnoliopsida; Ericales; Ebenaceae. Gene Ontology annotation, molecular function: 2-alkenal reductase [NAD(P)H] activity. The coding region runs from base 100 to 1152 and encodes 350 amino acids. The transcript has 6 exons.
AGACCACAAACAACCAUCCAUCCACAUCCCCGUCUCCCGCGAACGUAUCUUCUUAACCUUGGAUCUACCUGCUGCCGCACUUCAGUGAAAUCCAUUUCGAUGGCCGGCAUUGGUGAGGCGGCGGAGAGCAGGGAGUGGUUCUUGACUGCCUACGCGCCGGACGGCGUGCCAACCUCCGAUCACCUGAAACUCAGAACGGUGAAGCUAGCACUGGAUGCUGAUUCCAUCCCUUACCAGCACGUGGCGGUCGAGGCCCUCUGGGUGGCCGUGGAUCCGUACAUACGGUUCAUGAUGAAUGGUCGGGAGGACGGCCUCUAUUUUCCCCAAUUUGACUUCAAUCAGGUCAUAAAGGGAUUUGGAGUAGCAAGGGUAAUUCGGUCCACGGAUGAUAGAUUCUCCGAGGGUGAUAUCGUAAUUGAACCCUCUCUACCCAUAGCUGAAUAUAGUGUUAUACCGACGACAUCCCUUCGAAAUGUUGAUCCAAAGGCCGAGAUUGCAUUGCCGGAUUACCUAGGCCCUCUUGGAUUGCCGGGAUUUACUGCAUGGGUUGGAAUAGAGCUGAUUGCAAACCCGAAGCCAGGCUCCACCGUGUUCAUAUCAGCGGCAGCUGGAGGUGUUGGAAUGCUCGCCGGACAAUUGGCAAAAUUUAGAGGCUGUCGGGUCAUUGGAAGCACUGGGUCGGACGAAAAGGUGAAACUUUUGAAGGAGUUGGGGUAUGACGAUGCAUUCAACUACCACAAAGAGACUGAUCUUGAUGCUGCUUUAUCCAAGUAUUUCCCGAAUGGCAUUGAUGUGUACUUGGACAAUGUGGGUGGGAAGAUGCUAGAGGCAGUUCUCAACCAUGUCAACACUGGAGCUUGCAUUCCGCUUUGUGGCAUGAUAUCUCAGUAUAACAAGACGUGGACUGAGAGAGAAGGGGUGAGGAACCUAAUGAACAUGGUGGGAAAAAGUGUUACAAUGCAAGGCUUCCUCGUUGGAUCGUAUUUCGAUCGUUUCGGAGAGUUCACUAAGGAGAUGGAAAGGUACGUAAUUGAUGGGAAGAUCAAGUCCCAAAGCACAAUUUACCAUGGGAUUGAGAGCUUCUUGGAGGCUUUUGCUUCCAUCUUCUCAAGCUCUAAUGUUGGAAAAGUUAUCAUUCAAGUUCGUCCUUAACGUCGACUUAAUUUACUUUUUAUCCUUUUUCGGCUUUAUAUUAACUUAAUGUAUGUCAUAAUUUUAUUUGUCGCAAAAAAACAAAAUUGUACUGAUGUUUGAAUUUUUAGUUAUAUAUUCCAUGUGAUGUAUUUUGAG